Messenger RNA from Anthostomella pinea, 903 nucleotides. NCBI's taxonomy places the organism in Eukaryota, Fungi, Ascomycota, Sordariomycetes, Xylariales, Xylariaceae. The record is from the annotation of a GenBank genome assembly.
AUGCUCAGAGAUGCUACCGUCGCUGCCAUCUUCGCCUUCUGCUCCGUCUCAUCGGCCGCGCCCGCCUGGUCCUCGUCCAUGCCAGGCACUGGCACGUACCCGAUCACCUCCGGAACGGCCGCGGGUUCAAGCGGUGCUGCCAUUGCCACGGCACCCAUUUACUCCAACUCCGUGACCUACCAACAGGCAGAGCAGGCUACCGACUCAAGUUCCACGGCCGCGGACACGGCGAUGGCCACCGGGCCCCCAUCCACGCCGACCGACCUCGGUCUGACCAAGACGCAGCAGAUCCUGCUCUCCGACAGCCGCGUCGACGUCUUCAACAACGUACUGAGGGAAAACAAGGACUUCGUGUUCGACUUCAACGCGAAGCGCAAGUUCGGCCCGGGCAAGGGCGGCGAGGUCGUGCAGGCGAACCGCAAGACCUUCCCGGCCAUCACGGACACCGCCAUCGGCAUGGCGGUCGGGUUCCUGGGGCCCUGCGGUUUCAACACCCCGCACGUGCACCCGCGCGCGACCGAGUUCCUGAUCGUGACCAAGGGCCGGCUCGUGUCCGAGAUGUUCGUCGAGAACGGCGUUAGAAAUGCCGAUGGCACCCCGCGCAACGUUAUCAACACUAUCGAGGAGCUGCAGGCCACGCCCUACUACCAGGGCGCGCUGCACUCGCAGUUCAACCCUACCUGCGACAACGUCACCUUCAUCGGGCCCCAGUCCAGCGACGACUUCGGCGCCAACACCAUGGCGCAGGCCUUCUUUGCCCUCGGCGACGACACCAUCGCCGCCGUGGCCGGCAACUCGAUCGACGGCGCCGAGAUCGACAAAUUCCGCGGUAUGCUGAGCGUCAAUGUUGCGGAGGGCGUGCAGCAGUGUCUCGACACUUGCUUCCCGAAGAAGGACCAGUAG